UGGUGUGAAGUCUAGACACUUCAAUGAGGCGUCAGGAUGGCACAGUUCAAUAUGAAUCAUCAGAGAGCCUCGCUGUUGUGUUUCCUUACUUUCCUUCUGCUAUGGGAUUACUCUGCUAGCCAGAGAACUGUCCAAAUACAACAAGGACAGCUUUACAGAGCAAAGGGCUAUCCAGUGACCAUAGCGUGUAAUGUAAGUGGAUAUGAAACAAACACACAACAGGAUUUUGAGUUCUCUUUCUUCAGCCCUGACAAUCCACAACAAGAAAUAAACAUAAUCAGCACAAAGAACACCAACUUUGCCUAUGCUAAAUAUAGAGGAAGAGUUGGGCAAAAAGACAUUUUCAUUGAGAGACGCUCCAGAGACAAAGUUUUGCUCCACAUCAGAAAACUAGUAGAUGAUGAUACAGGAGAAUAUGAAUGUCAUACUCCAAACACUGAUUUGAAAUACUUUGGAACCUACAACGACAAAAUGAGCCUUACAGUUAUCGAAGACACACUUGAGGCAACACUGGUUAAGGAGACUCUUAAUAAAUUUGAAGGGGACCCACUGCAGUUGAAAUGUGAGGUAUCAAAACAAACCCUCCAGCACACGCAUAUAUCGGUGACCUGGUAUCUUAAUAAGACAGAGGACCUGAGACUUCCAAUCAUCUCACUGAUGAGGGAUUUUCUCUUGAACCCUGGAAGUGAAUACAGAGUCAGAUAUGAAGCAGGACACAUCGGAUUGGAUAAGAUUGGGGAGACAACCUACAGGCUGAGUAUCUCCCAGCUGCAGCAAUCAGACCAGGGACACAUCUACUGUGAAGCCAGCGAAUGGAUCCAGGAUCCAGACAGAUCCUGGUACCAAAUUGCUUCAAAAACAACAGCAACCACUACUGUUAAUGUUCAGGGUGUGGGGAAAGAUUUCAAUACACAGAUUGUGACCAACCAAGGACCACUUAUAGAAGGAGACACUUUAGAGAUAAGAUGCAUGGUGGAAGCCCAAAAUAUUCCAGACCGCUACUUCUCAGUGGUUUGGUUAAGAAACAAUGAGGAAAUGGCCAGCUUCGGACCCACUGGUGUACCAGACAUUGGGGAUAACUACAGAGCCAGAGAGAGCAAUAGGCAGCUGAAAGUCGUCAAAAAAAGUAACAGCGACUACUUAUUUAUAGUCUACCGUGUCAGCAAAGAGGACAGUGGGUCAUAUCAAUGCAGAGUUACCGAAAUGGAGAAAGGAUCAGGGGAAAAUUUCAUAGGCAAGACACCAAAAUUCUCAGUUGAAGUAGUGCUUGAUAUCCGCCCUUUACGGUCACUCCUAACUGCAGACCUGAAGAGUCGCACAAUAAAUGUCAGAGACAAUAACAGUAUAAUUCUGCAAUGCAAAGUCAAAGGACCCAAGGUUCCACUAAGCAUUACCUGGACAUUCAUGGCCAAGGAUUCACAAACAGAGAACAUAGUGGUGAUCCACUAUGAUGGUAAAAUCACCUGGGGGGAAAAAACCAGUAACUUUAAAUUCAAAACCAUAGUGGAGAAGACAGAAAGUGACUCUAAUUUAAAAAUCACCAGGGCCAGCUUGACAGAGAUGGGGAAAUAUCAAUGUGUGGCAGAGGCGUGGAUAAAUGAAGUACAGUUGGCAAGUGUGUCUUCCAAUCAAUUAGAAGUGAUUGUCAGUAAACCAGUCAGCAAGCUGUCCAUCUCCAAUGAGCCUUUGACUAUUAAAAGUAAAGUGAAUGCUAACGUGGAGAUAGAAUGUAAGAUUAAAGCCAGUACCUAUGAGGACUCCCAGUUUGAAGUGUCCUGGUACGCCAAUAAGUAUGACAAGGAUGUCGGCAAUAAAACAAUUCUGAUAACCGACCGCAACAACAUCCUAAUGCCAGGAGAACUGAUGAACUCACACCAGAUGAAGAAUAAAUACCAAAGCAAGAGGUGCUCCAAAAGUUCCUACAAGCUGAUCAUCCUGCAGACUGAUCUUGCCGACUCUGGAAAAUACUACUGUGUUGUAGAAGAGUGGCUGCAGGAUGCCAACAACAUCUGGUACUCUAUGGAUAAAAAGAGUGUUGAAAUAGAAGUCGACAUUGUAUCGAUAGAAAAUAAGUUACAAGUCUUAAAAACCAACACCACCAUGAUAGUCCAUGAAAACAAGGAAUUCAAGGUUAACUGCACCUUCAGCAAUGAAGUUCAGUCAACUUCUCAGUUCUCUGUUAUUUGGUAUUAUCAGAAUUCCAGUUAUGCCAAAAAAACCCUUCUGAAAGUUAAACACAAUUCUGUGUUUGAAUUUCUGGGAGGAGAUAAAGAACUGAUGAAGAGAAUCCAGUUCUACAGUCCUUCUGUUGGGACUUACACUUUGGUGAUACAGAAGGCUGAUGUUGGCGACAGUGGCAUUUACUUUUGCCAGGUAGAUGAGUGGAUAAUAAACUCCAAGAAUCAACUGGAUUUCCAAUCUAGUGAUGUAUCAGGGUUCACCAAUGUUGAAAUACACCAUCCAGAGAAGAAACUGCAUGUGCACAAAAGGAAUGUAAGCAUCUCCUUAGUGGAGAAGCAGGGUAGCUUUAAACUGAAUUGCAGCAUUGACUCCAUCUCAAGCAGAGAGUCCACGUUUGAGGUAACCUGGUGGAAGAGGACUGAGCAGGGAGAGAACCAGGCCAUUUUUAUAUCCCAGCGGAAUUCUACAUUCCGCUUCCUAAAUGGGACCAAGAGCAGCUUACUGUUUGAAAGACCCACUGCCGAGCUGUAUACCCUAACUGUGCAAAGGGCAGUAGUUAUGGACAGUGGGAGCUAUUACUGCCGUGUGAAGGAGUUGCUGCUCUCCCCAAGAAACCAGUGGCAUGAAAUUGCAACAGAUACUUCUGGAACUUCAACAGUUGACAUUAAGCAAGAAGAGCACAGCGUCUUCUCUACAGUCUGCGCCUCACAGUCUCUGCUCAGCUUUGUCUUCAUCUACCCCUUCAUUGUCAUUGUGCUUCUGAUAAUGGUCAUAUUAUAUUUAUAUUACAAGUUAUGGAAAGCGGGGGGCACUCACAAGUCAUGCAAGGAAAAUGGUCCAUCUCUCUGGUCGGAAAGGGGUCCACUUAAAUCUUUAAAUGAGAUAGAUGCCCAAGAUGAAAUUCCAAAUGGUGGUGAUGUAGAAAUGAACAGUGAUGCUGUCUUGUACAUUUGAAAUCCCCGACCACAGCUAUUUCCUGAACAGAUGCAAGUGCAAAUGUACCUUGCUAAUGAAACCAUUGUCUAUCAAACCAAAAUGCCUCUGCAGAGUUGUUCAUUGUAUUGUCAGAACACAAAUAAACAGAUCAUUUAAAAUGUCAUGCUGGCUACCUUAUUCUGAGGUCUUAUUGAUAUCGAACCCAGAGUUACCCAAAGAACAGACUGACUUGAUUAAAAAGAGUCGGUUUUAGCAGCCCAAUGCUGAAACCUGUUUCAACCAUACCAAUACUGAGAAUAAAACAUAAAGUCAGCCUGAUAUCUCAGCCACUGAACAGUAUAGAGUGGAAAUACAGAUGGACAUCAUAACAGUUUGUUAUGAACAGAAACAAGAGUUAGAUUUGUUAAGUUGCAUAUAUCAAGUAAAGCAGUAUAUGUUUGAGUUAUAUCUCAGUUGAGUUAUGGGUUAUAUCAACAGUUGUAGAAUGUAAACUGAUAGUUCACUUCUUCCAGUGCCUAUAUUAUCUCUUAGUUCUUAACCCUUCAGUACAACUAUCUGAGACGCAUAUUUGCAUAGGACUAAUAAGAAUAUGUAUUCUCAUUAUUAGUCCCAUGCAAUUAUGCGUCUCAGUUACAGUAUAUAACAGGGAUCUUAAGCUGUUUGGGUAAUGUAAAGCACUUUGCUCCUGUAGCAUACUUAAUAAAAAGUAUGACUCAUACAAUUGUCAUGUUUCUUUUACUGUGCUAAUUAUUUGUUUUAAGCUAAAAAGGUGUUCUCACACAACCCUCCCCCAUAAUUUUCUAAUACCGUGUACCACAUGCAUUAUUUCUGGUCACACCACAGGAUACACCCAACACACCUUUAAACAUAGACAGAAAUGACUUCAGUGCAGCGUCGACAGUUAAUAAGAUGCCUGUAUUAGACCAACAUUCUUUGAUUAUGAAACACUGAUUAUUGAUAACUGGGUCAUACAUUCUAUGCUUCACCAUAUCAUAUUUUUAUUUAAAAUUUAAAAAGGGUAAGCGGUCUAAACAAAUGUCCCACCCCUAUCACUAUACCUUUAUUGAUCUGUCACCAAUACUUGUUGAAUUCAUAUAUAUAUAUACACACACACACACAUUUGGAAAAAGGCCAUAUGACCUAUAAUUAGCUUUUUUACUUCUUCAGAUAGUUCUUCACAUAAUUAAUCAUUGCAAUUAAUUGUGAAUUGCACAAUUACAAUUGUAAUUGAGCCCAAGUCUGAGAUAUAUACACAUAAUAGUUUAGAAAUGUUAAUCUGAGAUAAAAACAAGCACUGCUGCUUGUUUAGUGCCAGUUAGGAAGCAUUGUGUUGUCUUGGGGAAUUCUACGUGUUGUGUGUGAUGGAAUGGGACUCGAUUGCAGUUCUGGGGCGUGGGUAGCAUGUAGCUGUGUUACAUUUCCCAUCAGGGAAAGCAGAGGUAGUGUCUGAUAGAGGUUCUUUUUUAAAUUAUUGGAAGUUGGAGUCGUUAACGAUGCGGCUUUUGAUUACUUUGUGUGUGUUGCCUGAACUCCAUUGUCGAUGUUUAAUGUCAGUACAAAAUAAAAUAUAUCACAGUAUUACCUUAAAUGACUGAAGAAAUAGUCAAAAUAACAAAUCAAAUCAACUAAAGUCUUCAAAUACAACUGAAAACGUGC
Messenger RNA from Polyodon spathula (Mississippi paddlefish), 4773 nucleotides. RefSeq names its product immunoglobulin superfamily member 3-like. The transcript has 10 exons. Lineage: Eukaryota; Metazoa; Chordata; Actinopteri; Acipenseriformes; Polyodontidae. The record is from RefSeq and is a predicted model, not a curated record. The coding region runs from base 37 to 3135 and encodes 1032 amino acids.